AACGUUAAAAAAUUUGUUUUGAAUUGCGACUUGGCUGGCAAAAUUUUUGCUUUACGCAAUUUUUAUUAAGAAUAUUAAUAAAUAAAUAAAUGCAUUCCAUCGCGUUUCAUGUAGUCGCAGAGGAGGAGAAAAACCGAUUGAUUACGGAGGCCGCCGAUCGCCGAAAAUUGCGUGAUGCCAUGAAUAACAGUGAGACGCCCCAAUCUUUGUCGAAAAAAAUAAAUAGGCAUCAAAUCGAAAUAUUAAUAACCCUAAUGGAAGCCAGGCCGGACAUUGCUCGUGGCUUUCAUAAGGGCCACAAUGAUGAAGUUUCCCGGUUUUGGCGGAACGCAGAGGCGGAACUAAACUCUGCAGGUCCACCACUAAAAAAUAUUACUCAAUGGAAAAAGGUGUGGACCGACCAAAAAAAAUAUGUGCGUCACAAGGCGGCGCAAAGUUUUGAAGCCAGAAAAAGCUCGGGUGGUGGUCCAAACACCCAACAGAAACUUUCUCCCAAUGAGGAAGCAAUAUAUAAACUUAUUGGAAUGAAUGAGAACGUUGAACGAAUAUCUGCGUCUAUUUUUGGAUUGUCGCCUUCAAGUGUAUCUAAGGUCGUGACAGAAGAACCUGAGCGCGACGAGCCUGACAACAUAGAGUAUUCGGAGAGAACGAAAAUAGAGAUUUGCGAAUCUCAAAUUAGUUCACCCGUUACAGUCGACGAGCGUACGCCUUCACCGCCACCAGUAUAUGUAGCUCCCGAAAAGAAAUUAAAGUUUCAGAAAGGGUUGUUAGAAACUGUUACUAAGGCAGUAAACAGUUCAGUAGAGCAUCAUGAAGAACAGAAACGGCAUUUCAGGGAAAUGGAGCGGCUUAAAAGAGAAGAAAUAGCUGAAAUGCGGCGGCACAAUAACCUGUUGGAGCAGUUGCUUAAGAUGUAAAUGUCUUCAUAUUGUUGUACGCUAAAUAUAUUUGAGUUCUUUUGCCCGUUUGCACCUAUCCAUUCUUCGCAAUGGCUUUCCGCUUUCAACAUGCUCUAUUAAACUCGUUACUGCCACAGUAACGGUGUUUCUAAUAACUUUUGUUGAAUGUUGUUGUAGCAGCAUACAAAUUCCCCAAAGACUUUUUGGGGAGUGUUGCUGUAGUGACAGUCCUUGGCCAGAUAUAAAUCUGGGUCGUUCCGGUUACGUAGACCCGACUGUCGUGGGAACGAACUCUUGUUGAAUCUUAAGUUCAGAUGUUUUCGCCGAUGGUUUCUUUCCAGUACGUCGCAGGUGGCCUAAUUUGAGAUUUGUGAAUAUCUACUUCUGCUAACUCCAAAUACUCCAUGCAGUCAGGCCCGUAACGUUCAGGUUCUUCUGUCACCAUCUUAUUUUGUCGGCAGAGCCUUUGCUAGAGGAAUAGCUAUGCCAAAAAAUACAUACAUAGUAACAAAGAUUUUUUCUUUUUUUCUAAGUAUUUUGUUUCGUAUGUAUUUUACAGCACAGAUGCACUGGAAGUUGGAAAUCCUAAAGCUCAUACAACUAAGCCUUGCGCACUUUCCUCCAUUCCAAUGAACUUUAAAUCGCUUCCCUAUUGGGAGAAAGUUUCUGUCAUGGUAUAAUUCCACCAUGGUUUCUGUCAGGUUUUUUGGGCCCGUGCUUCUGAUGGCUUUUGAAUUUGGUGCCGCAUUUCGAAGUGUAUAUUCCGCGUACAAUAAUUAAAAGAUUGAAUAAGUUUAGAUAUGGAUUUAAAUGAUUUUUUUUUUAGGUUUGAUUUAGUGUAGAUACUUAUGUAAAUUUUUAUUAU
Molecule: messenger RNA, 1764 nt
Organism: Rhagoletis pomonella (apple maggot)
Lineage: Eukaryota; Metazoa; Arthropoda; Insecta; Diptera; Tephritidae
Exons: 4
Coding region: 90-917 (275 amino acids)
Cellular component (GO): nucleus
Source: RefSeq, a predicted model, not a curated record